AUGAUGCCCGGAGGCUUGUCAAGGUCUAGAAAAGCCACACCAGAAAUCCAGGCGAUUGCUGACAAGGUUAGACCACAGCUCGAAGAGCAAACCAAUAAGAAAUAUGAAAAAUUCGAAGCCAUUGAGUAUAAAUCUCAAGUUGUUGCUGGACAAAACUACUUCAUUAAGAUGGAUAUAGGGUGUGGUGGUUUCCUUCACAUAAAAGCCUUCAGAGGGAUUUCUAAAGAAGAUGAUUGGCAACUUGAUGGUUACCAGGCUAAUAAAAACAAGAAUGAUGAGCUGACCUACUUCUAAGCAGCAAAUUUUAAAGUCACCUGAGACCCCUCUCAUUGUAAAGAGAUGCAGCCAUCAAUAAAGAAACA
This is a messenger RNA of Arvicanthis niloticus (Nile rat), 362 nucleotides long. Its product is annotated as stefin-3-like. NCBI's taxonomy places the organism in Eukaryota, Metazoa, Chordata, Mammalia, Rodentia, Muridae. Gene Ontology annotation, molecular function: cysteine-type endopeptidase inhibitor activity. Gene Ontology annotation, cellular component: cytosol. The record is from RefSeq and is a predicted model, not a curated record.